This is a messenger RNA of Iphiclides podalirius (scarce swallowtail), 1344 nucleotides long. The record is from the annotation of a GenBank genome assembly. NCBI's taxonomy places the organism in Eukaryota, Metazoa, Arthropoda, Insecta, Lepidoptera, Papilionidae.
AUGAGGGAAAUCGUUCACAUACAAGUCGGAAGAUGUGGCAAUCAAAUUGGAGCAAAGUUCUGGGAGGUGAUAUCAGAUGAGCACGGCAUCGACAACGAAGGUUGUUACAAAGGCGACUCAGAUCUGCAACUCGAGAGAAUUAACGUAUACUAUACCGAGGCGUCCGCCUACAAGUACGUGCCACGGGCGGUCCUAGUGGAUCUCGAGCCAAGCACCAUGGAUUCCAUACGGGGCGGACCUUUCGGAGCAAUUUUCCGGCCCGACAACAUCGUAUACGGAAUGACUGGUGCAGGCAACAACUGGGCUAAGGGCUACUACACGGAGGGUGCAGAUUUGCUUGAGCCGGCUCUGGACGUUGUGAGGAGGGAAGCCGAGGGCUGCGACUGCCUCCAAGGGUUUCAACUGGUCCACUCGAUAGGCGGCGGCACGGGCUCCGGCUUGGGAACGCUACUCCUGACCAAUUUAAGGGAGGAGUAUCCCGACAGGAUCGUAUCUACAUUCUCGGUCGUGCCAAGCCCCAAAGUCUCGGAUACUGUAGUAGAACCAUACAACGCCACGUUGUCCCUCAACCAGCUCAUUGAAAACACCGAUCAGACCUUCUGCAUAGACAACGAGGCGCUGUACGACAUCUGCUUCAGGACGCUGAAGCUCACCACGCCGACGUACGGCGACCUGAACCACUUGGUGUCCGCCACCAUGUCGGGCGUGACCACGUGCCUCCGCUUCCCCGGCCAGCUGAACGCCGAUUUGAGAAAGCUGGCGGUGAACAUGGUGCCGUUCCCGCGGCUGCACUUCUUCAUGCCGGGCUUCGCGCCGCUCACGUCGCGCGGCAGCCAGCAGUACCGCGCCCUCAGCGUGCCGGAGCUGACGCAGCAGAUGUUCGACGCCAAGAACAUGAUGGCGGCGUGCGACCCGCGCCACGGCCGAUACCUGACCGUCGCCGCAGUCUUCCGCGGCCGCAUGUCCAUGAAGGAGGUGGACGAGCAGAUGCUCAACAUCCAAACGAAGAACAAAGACUUCUUCGUCGGCUGGAUACCGAGCAACGUUAAGACGGCGGUCUGCGAUAUUCCACCCAGGGGGCUCAAAAUGUCGGCCACGUUCAUCGGCAACACAACCGCCAUACAGGAGAUCUUCAAGCGCAUUUCGGAGCAGUUCGCGGCUAUGUUCAGCAGGAAGGCGUUCCUGCAUUGGUACACUGGUGAGGGUAUGGAGGAGAGUGAUUUCGUGGAGGCGGACCACAACAUGAGCGACCUGAUAUCGGAGUACCAGCAGUACCAGGACGCGACGAUUGGUGACGAGGAGUUUGAAGACGAGGAAGUCGCACCUAAUGACGACAGCGACGAG